GCAUAGCUCAGUUAGAAGAGAACUAGAACCUAUAGGAGAAUCAUAAUACAAGACAUACAGAGAGAUGACUGGAGUAGUACCAUGGAUGAUCCUUGCAACCACCCUACUGCUAGCAACCAUCAGCUUCAGUGCAGCAUCCAGGAUGGCUAAGCCUAGAUGCAGAGGAACAUGCGGCAACCUCACCAUUCCCUACCCCUUCGGCAUCGGUGCUGGUUGCUUCUACACUGAUGGGUUCGACGUUUCAUGCGAGGAGAACCGCACCUACAUGCAUAACUCAAGCAGCAACAUGGAGAUCUACAGCCUCAAUCUGAUUGGAGGGCAGGCUCAAGUCAGCACCUUCAUCGCCGACAAGUGCUCCAACAACACAGAUGGCACUUCAACAGAUGGUUGGGUAUCAACAUCUACUGCUCCUUUUUUCACAUUAUCCAGCAGGGCUAACAAGUUAACGGUGGUUGGAUGCAAUACCCUUGCAUUCCUGGGGGGCUACAACGAGGAAGAACAGAACGUUGGGGCUGGGUGCUUCUCGAUGUGCCCCGACAAGCAGAGUGUGGACAGUAGCGGCCAGUGCUCCGGCAUGGGCUGUUGCCAGACAUCUAUUGCACCAAAUCUCACCUCCUUAAACGUGACAUUCGACAGCAGGUUCAACAAUUCUGAGGUGAACAGCUUCAACCCAUGCAGUUAUGCCUUCGUUGCCGAGCAAGACUGGUUCAGGUUUGAGCCUGAUUACCUAGAAGGUCACAAGUUCACAGACAAGUACAAAGGGGUUCCCACUGUGCUUGAUUGGGUUGCUGGAAGAGAAUCAUGUGCCCAAGCGCCCAAGAACAGGACAUCAUAUGCCUGUGUUAGCACGAACAGCAGCUGCAUCAACUCACCAAAUGCUACCGGGUAUCUCUGUGCCUGCAACAAUGGGUUUGCAGGCAACCCGUACCUGGAAGGAGGGUGCCAAGAUAUCAACGAGUGCGAAUCUCCGGGUCAGUACUGCCAUGGAAUCUGCGACAACACAAUUGGGGGCUACCAUUGCUACUGCGGGCCUGGGACUCAAAGUACAGAUCCAAAGAGAGAGCCCUGCAAUCCAAUAACAGCUUCAGAAAGAGCUAGACUAACAAAAACGUUUAUAGGCAUUUCGGUAUGCGCUAUUAUACUGCUUAGUUGCACUUUUGCACUACUGAUCGAAUGCCAGAAAAGAAAGCUGAUGAAAGAAAAAGAAAGGUUCUUUCAACAAAAUGGGGGUAUGCUGCUGUAUGAGCAAAUCCGGUCAAAGCAAGUUGAUACUGUGAGAAUAUUCACAAAAGAAGAACUAGAGAAUGCAACAGACAAUUUUGACUCAAGCAAAGAACUAGGAAGAGGCGGUCAUGGCACUGUAUACAAGGGGAUCCUCAAAGACAACAGAAUAGUAGCCAUAAAGCGCUCAAAGAUUAUGAAUAUGGUUCAGAAAGAUGAAUUUGUGCAAGAGAUGAUUAUACUUUCACAGAUCAACCACAGGAAUGUGGUAAGGCUUCUAGGUUGUUGCUUAGAAGUGGAAGUUCCAAUGCUGGUCUAUGAAUUCAUCCCAAAUGGCACUUUGUUCGAGCAUAUACAUGGUAAAUACAGAACAACCUCCAUUUCACUGGAUGCUCGUCUACGGAUUGCUCAGGAAUCUGCAGAAGCACUAGCAUAUCUACAUUCAUCAGCAUCCCCUCCAAUAGUUCAUGGUGAUGUCAAAUCUCCCAACAUUCUCCUAGGUGACAACUACAUAACAAAAGUGACUGACUUUGGAGCAUCAAGGAUGCUUCCAAAAGAUGAAAUACAGUUUAUGACAAUGGUACAGGGGACUCUAGGCUACCUAGACCCAGAAUACUUACAAGAGCGCCAGCUAACACAGAAAAGUGAUGUUUAUAGCUUUGGAGUUGUGCUUCUAGAACUAAUAACAGGAAAGACUGCAAUUUAUUCUGAAAAUACUGAAGAAAAGAAAAGCCUUGCAUCAUCCUUCCUUCUGGCACUGAAAGAGAACAGACUUGAGUCCAUCUUGGACAGGAACAUAUUAGGUGUUGGAACAGAGCUGUUCCAAGAUGUUGCUCAACUGGCAAAAUGCUGCUUGAGUACAAAGGGGGAAGAACGGCCAUUAAUGACAGAAGUAGCUGAAAGGUUAAAAGCAAUAAGAAGCACCUGGCGUGAGCAAUUGAUUGAGGGUGCUAAUGAAGAAACUGUAUGUUUGCUUGAAAAUUCAUCACAGUAUGACCCUUCUACCACUGGACGACACGGAAGCUUGAUGGCGCUAGAUAUAGAAACUGGUAGAUGAUGAGUAUGCAAGUAUCAAUAAAUGGUUUUAGCAGAGUUUCGAUUAGCAUCUCCUGACAUAAAUAUCUUGUAAAAAUAUUUGUGUUCAAGAAUAAAAACUGCAGGAAAUCAAUGAAAACUUAUAUGUGACAUGAUUUUAUGA
Molecule: messenger RNA, 2419 nt
Organism: Oryza sativa Japonica Group (Japanese rice)
Lineage: Eukaryota; Viridiplantae; Streptophyta; Magnoliopsida; Poales; Poaceae
Product: wall-associated receptor kinase 5
Biological process (GO): cell surface receptor signaling pathway; protein phosphorylation
Cellular component (GO): plasma membrane
Molecular function (GO): ATP binding; polysaccharide binding; protein serine/threonine kinase activity
Source: RefSeq, a predicted model, not a curated record